GAAUCUUGAUCACUUGAUCAGUAGAGAGUACGAUAACUUUCUCGUUUUAUGUCUUUAUUACUUUUCUCUGAUAAAGAUACCCGCGGUACUGAUUGCAACGGUAUUAUAUAACUAUAUAUUAUCCGAAACUAUAUAAUAGAAAACAUUAUUUAGUAGCACAAAUAUUACAAGGGUUUUUAACUGUAGCAGCUCAAUGUGUCAUUUUUCAUCGUUAAACUUUUACUCUGCAAGAGCAAAAGUGUCACGCGCUUUUUGAAAAUUUCCCUGUUUCCUGGAUCGACUGUCCAGUCUUUCUUUUCUGUGUUAACUAUAUUUACAAGUUCAUGUCCGUUGGCAAAAAAAACUGUUUACAAAUUAAUAAACUGAACUGGGUUUGGUUCUUUAAAAACGAACUAUAUGUGAAAACACCCUUGGAGACAGCUUAACGUGGACCAGGAAUGGGAAUAUGGCUACAUCUGAGCUGAUGCUGAGUAUUGGACUUAUUGAGAAAGAUGUAAAUGCAGACACACUUUGGGUUUGGUGCUACCCGUCCAUCAGUGCUGAUCUAAGAGAGGUUCUGUUGAGGAAAUGUUGCCUGGCUCUGGAUAAUCAGCUUCUGCACACAUUUCUGUUCGGCCAGUACUGUCGAACCUGGUACUACAUCAGCAGUGUAGAGGUUCAAGAGCCCACUGCCCUCAAAAAGGUGACUCAUCUUUCAGUAGCUAUUACAGCUAAGGACUUCAAUCCUGAAAAGUAUGCUGCGUUUGGUAGAGUUUUGUGCAGGAUGUAUAUGAAACAUGGAAGUCCUGUGAAGAUGAUGGAGGGCUACAUUGCUGUUUUGACCAAAGGCAUAUGUCAGAGUGAUGAGAAUGGCUCCUUUCUCAUUAAAGAUUAUGAUGUCAGGAAAGCCUACCUGGCUGGAUCUUUGAAAGAUGUUGUGUCUCAGUUUGGUAUGGAGACCAUUAUCCUUUACACAGCACUGAUGCUGAAGAAGAGAGUGGUGGUCUAUCACCCACGGAUUGAAGCGCUUCUGGAGUUCACAAGAGCUCUUCCCGCCUUGGUAUGGCAUAGGAAAGACUGGUCCAUCAUUCACCCUUUUGUUCAUCUAGACAAUAAUGAACUGGACAAUCUCAAGCUAUGUACAGGGUAUGUUGCAGGAUUUGUGGAUCCUGAAAUUAGAGACAGAUCAGACCUGUUUGAUGUAUAUGUCAAUCUUCCAGAAAGUGAGAUUACUGUAUCACAAAAUGCCAAAGAGUCAAUGUUGAUGGGAAAACUCCAUAAAGAGAUCGGACACUUUAUUGUCCAGACUGCAGAGGAUGCCGAGCGCACAGAUGUGCAGGUUAUUAAGGAUAUUUCGGUAAAAACGAAAGAGAUCCUGAGUAACCUGAUGUCUCUUGCUGGUGAAGCAGAGAACUCAAAGUUGACUUUGGAGACUUUGAAGCAACGGCACUACCCUCCAGCAACAGAAAACUUCCUCUUCCACUUAGCUGCGGCUGAGCAACUCCUGAAGAUCUGACCAAUUACAGCAUCCCAUUAUGCAGUGAAGCACUCACAUGACACACAGCUGUCAUUCUGUGAGGAACUUAACAUUAGCUGUGGAAUUACAAAAUGAAUUUAUAAAAGACUUAGGGUUGUAAUGGGCCAAGAGUUAUGUGAUAAAUAUUUCUUAUAAGGAUAUGUAACAUUUAUUUUUAAAAACUUGUGAAUGAAACAUUGAAUGUGGUAUUCAGUAUCAUGUUUCAGAUAAAUUAUUCAUGCUCAAACGUUAAGAAGUAUCUUGACAAAACAAAUCUAAGGUUUUCAGCGAGCAUUCCUAAGGUUUCCUAUUCCUAAAUUAAUCUGUUUUUAUUAGUUUAAAGCAGUGGUGUCAAACUCAAUUCCUGGAGGGCCGGUGUCCCUGCAGAGUUUAGAUCCAGCCCUAAUCAAAAACACCUGAUGCGUUUAAUCAAGGUCUUCAGGAUUACUAGAAACUUCCAAACAGGUGUGUUGGAGCUGGUUGGAGCUAAACUCUGUAGGACACCGGCCCUCCAGGAACUGAGUUUGACACCCCUGGUUUAAAGGAACAGUAUGUAGGAUUGUGGCCAAAACUGGUACUGCAAUCACAAAACUUGUGGCUAAAACUGGUACUGCAAUCACACAACUGGUGGCCAAUACACAUGACAACAUAAACAUCAGAUGAGGGCUGCAACUCCACUUUUUAAAUGACAAUAUCCUGGCUGGACCACUGUUGUCAGUGAUAAGUAUUUGAAAUGAAAAUGAUUUCUUAAUGUCUAGUGACAUAUCAGGGCAAUUUUAUGAUUCAUUGAUAUACAUUUCUUACAUACUGUUCCUUUAACUACUAGGAUUUGACAGCGAAAAAGGACUGAUAGCUGCCUAACUGAAACAUAUUUGUUUAGCUGUGAAGACUAACACUGUUAUGAAGACUUUUUCUAUACAAACAGUUAAACAGUGUUGAGAUAAGACCAAAAAACCCUGAACAGUGUUACAAAUAGCAUUAUUAUGGCGUGCCAAAUGGUUAUCUUGAAGUUAUGCUGUUGAUUAACAAAUAUGUACUUUAUUCGUCUAAUAAUACUUUAUAUGAUUAUAUUCUCAAAUAUGUAUUUUAAAGGUCUGCACAUGAUAUUGUUGUAGGUCUUAUUUCAUCUCAAAAACCCCUUUUAUCAAGGGCUAUUCUCUGUGCCUAACCUGCUCAAUAAAUAUACUGAUGUGUGCAAUA
This is a messenger RNA of Misgurnus anguillicaudatus (oriental weatherfish), 2695 nucleotides long. RefSeq names its product DENN domain containing 10 (gene dennd10). Gene Ontology annotation, cellular component: late endosome. Gene Ontology annotation, molecular function: guanyl-nucleotide exchange factor activity; small GTPase binding. Gene Ontology annotation, biological process: regulation of early endosome to late endosome transport; protein transport. Lineage: Eukaryota; Metazoa; Chordata; Actinopteri; Cypriniformes; Cobitidae. The record is from RefSeq and is a predicted model, not a curated record.